GAGAAGUUAGCGAAGUUGGUUCGAAACAUCAACGAGGAAGAGGAAGAAGAAUAAAUUUGGAACAAGUCAAACAGGAUGAAGGGGGUCGGCGUUUGCCUGCUGGUCUCGUUGAUGCUUGUCUUGUUGGCGAUCAAAGAUACAGAGAGCAAAAAGAUGAACCUCGAUGAACUGAAGAAGUCCAUCAAGAACUUGAGGAAGCCUUGCAGCAAGAAGAACGACACCCCCAAAGAGCUUCUAGACGGCCAACAUAAAGGUGAAUUCCCAAAAGACGAGAGGUUGAUGUGCUAUAUGAAAUGCGUCCUGACACAAACCAAAGCUAUGAAGGGCGACGAAAUCAUGUGGGAUUUCUUCGUGAAGAAUGCUCGUGUUAUGAUCCUCGACGAAUAUUUUCCACGCAUUACACAUUUAGUUGAAACGUGUAAAAACGCAGUGACGGCUACGGACGGGUGCGAAGCUGCAUGGCAAUUUAGCGCAUGCACCUAUGCAACAGAUUCGGAGCUUUAUAUAAUACCGUGAACAACUCGUUAACGGCGGACUCACAAGAUCAUCGAAGAACCAAGAGAAAUUUCCAAUCGCAAACGCCUCGACAUCGUCAUCUCCGUCAUCGUCGUCGUAGUAGUCGAAAAGUAGCAGUGUGUAGACAUA
Molecule: messenger RNA, 645 nt
Organism: Bombus huntii
Lineage: Eukaryota; Metazoa; Arthropoda; Insecta; Hymenoptera; Apidae
Gene: Obp6
Exons: 6
Coding region: 76-516 (146 amino acids)
Molecular function (GO): odorant binding
Source: RefSeq, a predicted model, not a curated record